GCACGCGACUCUAGCAACACUGGGAAAGGAAAAUGUUUCGUGCUCACGAUUCUUCUUAAUUAUGGUGAAAGAAAACCUCUUAUAACAUUCCGUACGACACGAAUUGGAUGGAAAAGCAGAGUAUUUAAAGAUAUUAAGUAUCGUGUUACGGGAAGAGUUACUGGUUGCACGUGUUCCGCUGUUCCUAUGUUCUCGGUGGUACUUCUACAGUGUGUGCGGUCUGACUGGUUCUACUGACUACUUAGUGACAGCUGAAUUUCAAAAAUGUAAACACUGAUGUAUAAUCAAGGAAGUAGCUACACAUAAGUCAUCUCGUGUCCAGCACAAUGGUAAUGACAUCUGGCGAGGGUGAUGGCGGCGGACAGUGCAGCCAGCUCGGCGAGGGAGGCUGAGGAGGACGACGGGAUUCAAGUUUUCUCCCCCCUCCUACCCUCACACGCGCCCCGAGUGACCUGCAGCAGUUACCGAUGAGGAUGACACAGCGAAACGAGAGAAAUGGCCCGAGGCUGCAGUGAUCCUGCCAUGAGCAACUCCCGUCCCGCCUCACCCACCAGCACUCUCCAGGAGUGUGAGGUGCCAACCAUUCAACUUCAAGAUUCAGUGUGCGAGGAGGAUGACGAUGACGCCGCUGUGUUCCUGCAGAUGCUCGGCCCCAACUAUGCCAUCACUGCGCGGUCUAAAAGCAGCAAACUAUCCUUCGCCAGUAAAGAAUCAAGACAAAGUUCAGCGGUGUCCUCAGCACUGUCUAGGCAGAAGUCAACACGAAACUUAGUGGACGUGACCACUCGACUGACUCACUCCAAUGAGGGUCAGCUGUACCGCCUCCUCUCCGCCAAAAGGAACCACAUCCAGCAGCUCAGCAACGAUGUGUCUCUCCUCCACAAUAGGAUCAAGGAGCUGGAGGAACAGAACCGCCUACUACUGCGCGUAAGCAAGAGGCAGGAAGCAGCCCUCACUCGCUACCAUGACAUGAAGAGCGAGCUGCCACACAUCCUGGAGGCACACAAGCUCGAAAUUAACGUCCUUCAGGAGAAACUACGACGAUCGACGGAGGAGAAUCGGAAGAACACUGAGCGGCUAAAGACAGGAGACAAUCGGUUACUGAAGCUUACGGAGGAGGCGACCAAACUGAGAGAGCUGAACAGAAAGCGGAACCUGCCCGAGCGCGACCAACUCAACAAGCAGCUCAUUGCCGCCACACGCACCCUGCACGAGAAGGAGAAGGAGGUGGCGGAGUUGAAGCGUCGCAUAGGCAUCCUGGAGAAGGCCUUGAAGCAGCAGGUGCAGGCGGAAGUGGGGCGACACCGGGCCACUGCCAGGAAGCUGUACAACCUGCAGUGCGACCACCACGAGCUCCAGGAAAUCCUCAAGGAGCGGGAGCAUGAGCUGGAGUCCCUGAAGCAGUACAGCCUCAGCACCGGGUCUGGAGCCACGGCCGACAGCGCCUGCACCACCGCGCCCUCAUCUCGUUCCGGCUCCCUCUCCGCUAGACACAAGCGCGGUAGCAGCUCCUCGGGAACCACCUCCACCUCAGGGGUCGUGUGUCCUGUGGAUACAUUGUCUGCCACUGAGUCACGCAUGUCGUUUGUGUUGGAAGCUACGGGUCGUCUGCCUCCCAUCAGCGCAGAGGCAAGGCGGCACAAAGAUAUUGACUCACUCAUAGGAUCCCCGGAGCCACUUCCUCGAAGGACGCGGCACCGCAGUCACUCCACCGUCAAGGAUGGGUCCGAGGAACGCCGCUUCGGAAGAGUCAGGAGAAGCCGCCGAGUUUCGAAAGAGGAGGGAUUCUUCAACUCACGAUGCACGCCUUCACCCAGCCCAUCUACCACGCCUGAGCCUCACGCCCACCGCUCUGACCCUGAUGGCGACGCUUUGGAGGAUAGUAGUCACUGUCCACUCGGCAAUAACGACGACAGGAGACGACACCGGGAUGACAGUCACUCCAUCUCCGACCAGGGGGAUCACGAACAUGAAGAGAAGGACACCAACGGCAGCGACGAUAACAAACCUUCCCUCAGACGAGAGUUUUCGCUCAUAGAACACUAUCCACCGCGGGAGCGUGUAACACUCCACGGGGGCUCCAGUGCUGGCGGAUCUGACAGCGGGAGUGGAACUAGUGGAACUCCUCCUCCUCCUGCUCCCCCGCCAUCCAAGCCCCUGAUCGACGCCCGUCCCCCACCACACCUGGCCCGCACUUCAGGGCCUGGCCGAGGUUCGCUGCACAGAAGGAACAACAUGAAAGCCAAAGACCUUCGAGUUUCUUCCAGCCUCACUAAACUGGAUUCCGAGACUUCCCCUAAACCUGUCCGCACCGCCAUCACUCCCUGAGCCUCGCGAUUAGUGCCGAGCAGCUGCGAUGAGACUCUAGGAUGGCCUAGCUCAGGCCUCCCCUCAUUGUGAAUAAACCCAGUGUGUACAAUGAUUCUUCUUGAUUUAGUAUUUGGUUUAUCUUAUGCUUCAUUAUGAAGGUGACAAUUGAAAAGUUGCACAGCAACAGAACUGUCUAAUGUAAAGCAUUAUAUGACAUGUAGCAAAUUAAGCUUUUAUCACCUACGUUAAGUACAGCACAUUAUUCAUAUAGGCGCACACACACACACACACACACACACACACACACACACACACACACACACACACACACACACACACACACACACACACACACACACACACACACACACACACACACACACACACACACACACACACACAUUUUAUUGGAACAUUCGAACUCUGUUAAAUUAGGAUUCCUAAUUUUACAGAGUUCGUGCAGCUGCAGGAAAGGGAGGAGGAGGAGGUUCUCGUUCGGGUUGGCGGAGACCAACUCACCUGAACCCGCUACGUUGUCAUACCACUUGCUUGACUCUAUGUAGCACGUACCGUUAUUGUAGUAGUCAAAAUACAGCCAGGUUGGACAAUAUAGGUUCCAUGUUAGUCCUGUCAAUACAAGUAAAAGGGAUGGCUGUGA
Molecule: messenger RNA, 2968 nt
Organism: Portunus trituberculatus (swimming crab)
Lineage: Eukaryota; Metazoa; Arthropoda; Malacostraca; Decapoda; Portunidae
Exons: 11
Coding region: 496-2328 (610 amino acids)
Biological process (GO): intraciliary transport
Cellular component (GO): axoneme
Source: RefSeq, a predicted model, not a curated record